UCCUCGGUAGUCUGAAUUGCCAUCCGUAAGGUGGCGGCGUUUCCAUGGUCAUAGUAGACUUUCUAAUUCUGUUAUUUCGGAUCUGUGCAGAAAAUUAUAAACCCGGAAGUACGCGUCAUCAGUAACUAGCAUUUGAGAUAGCAAAAGCCCGAAUGUAAUGUUACUGGCAUUCGCUGCUGAGGGGCUGGCGAUGGACUCCUGAAACACAGUUAAAGCUUUCCGUCUUUUUAACGCGGGGCGGCAGCAAUUUGAGAGUAUGCUUGGUGCGGCUUUCUUCCCGGGCCGACAGCACAGCUGAGGUAGGAGGAGUUCAGCAAACAGGAGUCCUGGCCAAUGGGAGUGAAGUGAGUUUUACAGAAACUGUUUACUCCAAAUUGGGGAAGGAUAGCAACAUUGAUAUUUAUGACAUCUUAUAAAACUAGGAUCUCAGACUCAAAACACGUGAGAUAAAAUGCUACUUUUCCAUUCUGGAUGGGGGCUGCAAUCCCCCCACCCCCUUGAACAAGGUUUCCAAGCAGCUAAAUGGAGUCUGAGCAACUUUUUCGCAGAUCUUACUACCGAAACAGUUAUAACAGUAUAACCAGUGCAAGUAGCGAUGAGGAACUUUUAGAUGGAGCUGGCAUUGUUUUGGACUUUCAGACAUCUGAGGAUGACAGUUUGCUAGACGGGGAUGUGUCUGCUGGACCCAACUACACAAUGUCGAAUGGAGGAAACAUCAAUAGCUCUACACAUUUACUUGACUUACUGGAUGAGCCAAUUCCAGGAGUUGGAACAUAUGAUGACUUCCACACUAUAGACUGGGUUCGGGAAAAGUGCAAAGAUAGGGAAAGACACAGAAAGAUUACUAGCAAGAAGAAGGAGUCUGUAUUUGAGUUUAUAAAGAGCUUAUAUGAUGCAUGGUCAGGAUGGCUAGUAGUAACCUUGACUGGCUUGGCACUAGGUGCUUUGGCUGGUUUAAUAGACAUAGCUGCAGACUGGAUGACAGACUUGAAAGAAGGACUCUGUAUUGGUGAUCUGUCAUUUAACCAUGAACAGUGCUGCUGGCGAUCUAAUGAAACAACAUUUGAAGAACGAGAUAAAUGCCCAGAAUGGAAAACAUGGGCAGAACUUAUUAUUGGCCAGGCAGAAGGUCCUGGAUCGUACAUUAUGAACUAUAUUAUGUAUAUUUUCUGGGCACUAGCAUUUGCUUUUUUGGCAGUUUCCCUUGUGAAAGUGUUUGCACCUUAUGCCUGUGGCUCUGGAAUUCCAGAGAUAAAAACUAUUUUGAGUGGGUUCAUUAUCAGAGGUUAUCUUGGAAAGUGGACCUUGAUUAUCAAAACAGUUACUCUGGUACUCGCUGUAUCGUCUGGCCUUAGCCUGGGAAAAGAGGGCCCUUUAGUUCAUGUUGCCUGUUGUUGUGGGAACAUUUUUUCGUACCUCUUCCCCAAAUACAGCAAAAAUGAAGCUAAAAAGCGAGAAGUGUUGUCAGCAGCAUCUGCAGCUGGAGUGUCUGUAGCUUUUGGUGCUCCAAUCGGUGGUGUACUUUUCAGUUUGGAAGAGGUCAGCUACUAUUUUCCCCUGAAAACAUUAUGGCGGUCUUUCUUUGCUGCACUGGUGGCAGCAUUUAUUCUGAGGUCUAUCAACCCUUUUGGUAACAGUCGUCUGGUACUGUUUUAUGUGGAGUACCAUACGCCUUGGUAUCUGUUUGAACUCAUCCCCUUCAUCCUUUUGGGUGUUUUUGGUGGGCUUUGGGGAGCCUUCUUUAUCAGAGCAAACAUUGCUUGGUGUCGCCGACGCAAAACAACAAAAUUUGGAAAGUAUCCUGUUUUGGAGGUUAUCAUAGUGGCAGCAGUUACUGCUGCUGUUGCUUUUCCUAAUCCAUUCACGAGAAAGAACACAAGUGAACUGAUCAAAGAACUUUUUACAGAUUGUGGCCCUUUGGAGUCUUCCUCUUUAUGUGACUACACAAUAGAUAUGAAUUCCAGUAAGAUUGUGGAUGAUAUCCCAGAUCGGCCUGCUGGCAGUGGAGUUUACUCAGCAAUGUGGCAGCUGUCAUUAGCUCUUAUAUUCAAGAUUAUUAUGACUAUCUUCACAUUUGGUAUCAAGGUACCAUCAGGGCUGUUCAUCCCUAGUAUGGCAAUUGGUGCAAUUGCAGGAAGGCUUGUAGGUGUUACAGUGGAGCAGAUGGCCUAUUAUCAUCAUGACUGGUUUAUAUUCAGAGAGUGGUGUGAAGUUGGAGCAGACUGCAUUACACCAGGCCUGUAUGCCAUGGUAGGAGCUGCUGCUUGUUUGGGUGGUGUGACAAGAAUGACAGUGUCAUUGGUUGUCAUUGUGUUUGAGUUGACUGGCGGGCUGGAGUACAUUGUCCCUCUCAUGGCUGCUGUAAUGACCAGCAAGUGGGUUGGUGAUGCAUUUGGAAGAGAAGGCAUUUAUGAAGCACAUAUUCGUCUAAAUGGGUACCCGUUCUUGGAUGCCAAAGAGGAAUUUACUCAUACUACUCUGGCGGCUGAUGUAAUGAGACCGUCUAAAAAUGAUCCUCCUCUUGCAGUACUGACUCAGGAUAACAUGACAGUGGAGGAUAUUGAGAAUUUGAUCAAUGAUACAAGUUACAAUGGUUUUCCUGUGAUUGUGUCAAGGGAGUCUCAAAGAUUAGUAGGAUUUGCAUUACGAAGAGAUUUAAUCAUCGCUAUAGAAAAUGCCAGAAGAAAGCAAGAAGGGAUUGUUGGCAAUUCCCGUGUUUAUUUUACUCAGCAUGCCCCAGCUCUUCCAGCAGAUAGUCCUCGUCCAUUAAAACUGAGAAGUAUCUUGGAUAUGAGCCCAUUUACUGUAACAGACCAUACACCUAUGGAGAUUGUGAUUGAUGUCUUCCGUAAACUGGGUUUGAGACAAUGCCUUGUAACUCAUAAUGGGAUGCUUUUGGGGAUCAUCACUAAGAAGAACAUAUUAGAACAUCUCGAACAACUAAAGCAGCACAUCGAACCUUUGACGCCUCCUUGGCAUAGUAACAAAAAAAGAUAUCCUCCGGCAUAUGGCUCAGAUGGCAAACCAAGAUCCAGAGUCAAUAAUGUUCAACUGAACAAAAUUAACGAGGAAGAUGAGACAGAAGAGGAGGUUCACUUGCUGAAUAGCACAACACUUUAAUAAUUUGGAAUCUGAAAACCCAGGCUCACUGUAUUUAAAAAUAUAACAAAUUAAUAUUCUAUAAGAUUGCUAAAAAUGGUGCUCCAGUUUAGGAGCCUCAUAAUAAAGUGAUAUACUUCAGUGUUAAAACAGGAUGUGUGACCUACGGUUCUGCAAUGAAUGCAUUCUACUGUUCAGCUUCACAGUGAUAAUAUAAACUGAAGAAGACUGUCCAGAAGCCAGAAGAGAAAUGCACCAUGUACUGGUUACUUCAAAAUUUCUUUUUUUAAGUCUGUCCCUCUCGUACAGAGAGCCCACUGAGAUUGUGCAGUUAGCUGCCUUCAUAAGACUGCCGGGCAUUUUCAGUGCACCAUCAGAAUGCCUGCAUUUAUUCAUAACUGUAUUCUGGCAGCUUUCUACAUUCCAUAACAGCUUUUUUAACUUGUUAUAUUCCUCUGGAAAGGAGCUGGAGAGAUCAAAUGUGUUUAGUUCACUGAAUUAGACCACAGGGAGAGGUGGGGCAGAAAACUCUGGUGUGCCUCUGAAGCAAGAGUUUCUCAUAUUGAGAUACUUUUCUAAAGUGUGGUACAGUGGUGCAUGAAGGCUGUGCCACAUUAACUGAGUUAUCAUAUGUUAACUAAUAGGCGGUACGGCAGUAUCAAACCUGUGUUGUGCUGUCAAUUUUUGAACAAAAAUUAAGGAGUCAUGUUAUCCCAUAUUAUCUGGGAAAUGGUUUGCAUCUAGAAGCACUCGUAUACUAUUUGUUGAACAUUUGUGAUUACCUCUGUUAUAAGUAUAUCUAUAACUUCACAGUAAUGCUGUGUUCUUGAAAGUUGGAUGACAUACAUCUCUUUGUUGAAAAUCAGUAGCAGCGAGUUCAAUAUUUUGAAUUUAUAGAGAUGACAUUUUUGCAACUGGAUUAUAUUCUGAAUUACUUUCUCUUUUAUUUUAAAUUAUUGCUGUUCUUUUGAGAGCUGCAUUGUGUUAACACUGCUAAGUUCUGAAGAAUCACUUUUCUCAGUUUGCACUACUGAAAGUAACGUUAUUUUCCACGUGUAUGUUUUUUUUUAAUUUAUGUAAUGUGGAUUAUUACAUUUUUUUAUUUUCUACCUUAUACGGCUGUUUUACACUAAGAUAUCACCCUUGUAAAAUGAAGAGUGGGAAAGAGUGAAAAUGAAAUUAUUAGGAUGUACCAUUUCAGGAUCCACAUUUGCCUAAUCUCCCUGUGAAAUUCCCUUCUAACACUGUAUGUUAUGUGAAAUGAAUGAGCAUUUUUACAUGGUUGGGUUUAGACUGCUUUGUACAUUUGCAUUCAUAUUUGUCUCUUUCUCAAUCCUUGAAGCUACCAUUUAGAGUUUUAGUUUUUUCAUUGUAUUAUGCUCCUGGUGUUUGUACAGUGAAGUACUGAGUUUUGAAGAUUGCAGAGAAAGACAUUUGGAUCUUUGUGGUUCCUUAUUUAAUUAAACAUUUCUUUUUAUGUUUCACUCAGUUCUUAAACAGAUUAAUACACUAUAGUGCUGAUAAAUGAAAUAAGGAAAAAGCAAUUAGAUUAUCGUUACAUUAAGGCUACUUAUGUUGUGUGAUGAAAUCCAGUUUUGCUUACCUAAAAAGAUGCUUGUAAAACAUGUGAUCUCUGAGAAUAUUUAUAAGAUAACCGCAUCUUAUUUUAGCUGGUUUGACACUGCAGAUAUUAAGUAAGCCUAGCUUCAGUGUGUAUAGGUAGGCGUUUUUCAUUCAAAAUAGUAUUUCUUUUGAGUUAUUUGGUAUUUAAAGUUUUCCUUUUGGAGUUUUUGCACACACCCUAUGGAUUCUUGUUUUGGUGCAAAAAAUAAUACUGUGUUUUCCUAUCUUUGUCUUCUAAUGUUACAACCAGAAAUGCAUGAUGGAGGGUAAACAGUUUAUUGUUAAUACAUGCCGAAAACAUUACGUGCGCAUACAAGUAUUAGAAAGGUGUUAAAUAUAUCCCAAAAAAGUGCUAGUCAUAACACUUUCUUUAUAAUGACAACAGUUUUUAGGAUAUUUCUUUCAUAUUCCUUGAAUUAGUUCUGGAGUAUUUGUCUUCCACUUUCUGCAGUUAAAGCCACUUAGUUGUAGAAUGCAUGUUUAACCCACAUUGUCUUAUAGGAAAACAAACAUUAAAAUUCAGCAAGAUGGAACUAAUACAGACAGAUUGUACAUGCUUAACUGAUCAAAUUAAUAUUAGCAAACAUCUGUUUGUGUGCAUGUGUGAGAGAGAGAAUUGUACCGCAGGUUGGAUAUUCCUUCAGAAUUUUAAGCAAGUUUAGGGUGGCACUUGGUCCACUGGGAUAGCUUAAUAUGCCAUCUGUUUGUGGAUGCAUUGUGGCAGCUGAUUUCAACUGAGUAGCAUUUAGCAGAAAAAGAGAGAGGGAAUAUAGAUAUUUUUUCAGAACAGUAGUUUUAAGCAGCACUGUUAUACACAUAUAUGUAUUUUAUGCAGCUGUCCCCAAACACUUUGGGCAAGUAUAUAAGUGAAGCUACUUCAGAAGUCCUGCCCCACAAGUGGAUGCCUUUUGAUAGAGCCUCCAUUCUUCACCAGAUCCAUGUCAUCAGCAGGUUUUUUUUUGGUUCUCUUGCUGUAAUUCCUGAAAAGGUGAAUAAUUACAGCAGUUUCUAGUGAAACAGACUUGUGUAUUUACCUAAUUAUAGACUUUAUUUGACUAAUGAGCUACAGGGACAAACUACAAGAAAUAAAGAUCAGUAUUUAAUUCUGAUCAUACCGUCUCAUACAAGAAGUGCAAAAAGAAAUAUUUUGACCUACACAAAAUAUAUGUUUACAUGUAAAUAUUUUUAUUUAAGGAGUUCUGUUGCAUACCACUGGAAAAACUUUGCCACUGGCCACAGCAAAGUUUAAUUUCUAGAGGCCUUUGUUCAGAGGAAUAUUGAUUCCAUCACCUCUACUGUUUCCUCGACUUUCAGAUAGCGGAAGCUUCACUAGACCAAAACAAAAAAGGGGGGGGGGUGAAGCUACUUAGUGUGUUUGCAAAAUCCUUGUACUCAAUGAAGAUACUUACUCCAUGGUCACGCAACUGCAGGAAAAAGCAUGCAUAAAGAGAAUCAGUGCUGAUGAACACACAGAAAGUGCUCCAAAAGUGAUUUUGUGUGUGAAACAGUAGGGCUACUUCAACUUCUGAGAACUAAAACUGAUGAGUUGAAACUACCCAGUUUACAUUCAACAAAAUGUAGUGUAAUUGAUGCUUUCUAUCACUAGCAGGCAGUAUAAACAGGUGAUUGAUCCCACACCCACUUGAUUUCUUUUCCACAUUAAGCUGUCAUUUUCUAAGCCUCACAGACAUUUGUGCAAUAGUCAACAAUAAUUUGUAAAUAUAUGUUUUGCUUGUCAUUUCUUGUUUGUUUCAUUUAUUUUUGCAUUUUUCUCUUUCAUAUUCUAAAGUCUGAUUUUCAUAUUUGCUUACCAGUUUAUUAGAUUUGUUUUUAUUUUUAUUACUUGCAUCCUGUGUAAAAUAGUUAUCUUUUGCAGUGGCUUAGACAAAUCAGAAAUAUUUUGUGGGCAGAGGGGAAAGCAGUCUUAUCAGUGGUUUGGAUUUUGCAAGUAUUGCAUUAUUUUCUACAUUAAUACAAUUGUUGACUCUUAUCACUGUAAUCAUUGAGCAAAACUGAUCAUCCCUCAAAAGCUAGGCUGCUUCCUUAGUGUGAUAAACCCUUUGGGUGGGCAUAAGACUCAAGGUACCUUGAAUUAAAAACAGAACAAGUUUAUUAGAUAUCUUUUUUGUGACUUAGGACACUGAAACUACACCCCAGCAGACACACAGUCUGAUAUCUCUAACAACAUCAUUUAAUGUGACAGCAGUGUGCUAUGAUUCCAUGAACCAAAUAUGUGCUCCUUUUGUAGUAUGGUAUGUUGUAUGAAGUGAGUGAACACUUAAGUUUAGAAUGCUUUGUGUACAUUUUGUUUUAUUUUUGUUUGCCUUCUAAAUUUGGCAUAUACAUUGGAACAGGUGCAAAUUUAUCCAACAUAGUUGAUUUAACACAUUUUAAAAUAAGCUGAUUAAUAUAAUUAAGCAAGACAUGAACACUUUUAAAAAGUUUUGUAACGCAUAAUACAUUGCAAUGCCCAGCAGCAGUUUUUCUGUAUUGUGGGACAUUGUUUCCAUAAAAGAUUUUUAGAUGUAGUAAUUACAGAAUUAACUCGGUCAAAAUAACUUCAAUUUUACUGUUAACUUCAAAAAUAAUUUACAAAUCAACCCUGAUUCAUAAAACUGAAUCCUUCUAUUCAGCCAGUGGGCAUGCAUUAAUAAUACCCAUUUGCUCACUGUAUCAGCAGAACUAUUAGCUGGGCAGUAUCAGUGCAAGAACAGUUGCCAAACGGAAAUCUUGUUAGAUGAUUGAUGGCCCUUAUAUUACAAUAUUAGAUAUUAUGCAAUGAAGUGCUGUAAAGCAUCAACCUGUAGACUACAAUGAGCAUGCCCCUAAGCUCUCCCUGCAUUGACAUCACAACAUGUAAGAGCAUAAAGUUGUUAAAUUACAUGAAGCAGAUGUGGAAAUUAAGCAUUUUUUGUAAUACAAAUUUACAAAGGGCUGUAUAAAUAACUGUAUUUUAUAUUUUGGAGAAAAUUAAUGGAAACAGUUCUAUUUAGGCAGCACCUGAUGUUGUGCACAAUUUCUUUAACCAGCUCUAGUGUCUGGUAAUGCCCCGAAACAAGGAGACAGUUUAAACAGGUCUUCUUACCGAGUUCACUUAGUUUAUUUGUCAGUAUCUCUGUCUUUUUUUUUUCCUUCUCAUGUUUGCGUAAUGAAUUAUCUUAGUUUAUCUAAACUUGCUUUCUGUGGGCCAUUAGUAUGAGAAAUGAACAGUGUGUGUGGAAUCAUAUAACGGUACAGUCUUGUCAGGAUAUGCUAUAUUCACUGACCAUUGACUUUCAGGUACAAACAUUUCUAUUCAUUUCUAACAGCAGUUUCUUGCCAGUGUUGCUUGCUGUAACAAUCUGUCAGAUGUGUACUGAUGUAGCGGCUCCUGCCAUGUCUGCACUUUGGUUUCUAGAGGUGUUGCUACAGCAACAGUCUGACUCUCAUUUGUGUAGUUUCUUCUUGCAUGUCUGUGCUUUAGUUUCAAGAGGCGUUGCGUGCUUUAAACAGUUAUUCUUCAUAAUUUUGAAAUGAAUGAUUAAGCAUAUUACCAGUUAUACUCCGGCUCACAUGAGGGAUGGUAAAUGCACAUUAUUUGUUUAAAUUUGGAAUGUUGCACUAAAUCUAUUGUUUCAAAAAAAUGUAUGCAAACCAAAACUGUAAUUUCAGAUUCAUCUAGGUUGCAUUACGGAGUACUUCUCAUAGUUAGGUUUUGUUUCAUAUCAAAGCAGCCUAGAAAUAAUGGACAAGCUAAGUGUCUAUACAGUAUGCAAGUAGGAUUUGCUGGAAGUAAGUCUAUAUCUUCUAGAUGCAUGUAUUUUUCCAUUAACCAGCUAAGCUCUCUAGACUAAGUGCCAUUUUUCAUGGGAGACCCAGAAGCACUGUCUGGUUGCGGUUAAUUUAUUCAGAGACACACUGUAAGCAAUUGGAGAUUGACUGAAAAAUGAAACUCACUACAAGCUGUUGGACUUAACCUCCUAAGUUAUACUGACAGACCAAAUGCUAAUUUCAGUCACUUUGUUACAUGUGUUCACUAUUUUCCAUUUCAGUCUACUGUUAAUAUUUUAAUUAAAUACUUCAGUGAAAGUGAAAUGCUGAGCAGUGUUGCUUGUUUUAUCACAAACAGUAAUUUUAAGAAAUAUAAUUCUAAAUGUUCAUUAGUUUUUUUCUUGUCAUCCUUCUGUUCGUUUUGAAAAUGUUUAAGGUGGUUUAAAAAAGACAUAUUAGAAAUUAAUUAAAUUGUUUUCCUAAUGGUGAAUUUUACCUAAGCACAUUAGACUUUUAAGAAUGUUUUUUUUUCAUAAAAAUUCUUCAAGAUGCAACUCCCUCCUGCAUUCUAAAUUACAUUGCUGCUUUAACUUGACUGCCACAACUUCUGAAGACAUGUUAUACUGUAGGUUUACUAAAAUGUGAUUAGUUUAAAAGGUAUGCCUGUUCAGGUAAACAGUUAUUGGCCACUUUCUGAUGUGAUACAUCUAUAUAAGCACUUUAACCCAGGCUGUGACUUUCUAUUGGGGGGGCAGUCAUUGCCUCUUUUCUUAACAGCUGAUAUCUUGCUGUACACUGUUUUAAUGCAGUCUGUUAAGCCUAACUGUUUAGGAAUAUGCUCAGUACCAAUCAUGGAAUAUUUUUUAUGUUAGGCCUGUACUUCAUUAGAAAAUGUUAAUGUUUAGUUGCGGAAAUAAUUUAAUUACACAUUAAAAUCUCUGUAAAAUCA
Molecule: messenger RNA, 9421 nt
Organism: Protopterus annectens (West African lungfish)
Lineage: Eukaryota; Metazoa; Chordata; Ceratodontiformes; Protopteridae
Gene: CLCN3
Product: chloride voltage-gated channel 3
Exons: 15
Coding region: 523-3120 (865 amino acids)
Biological process (GO): chloride transport; transmembrane transport
Cellular component (GO): Golgi apparatus; early endosome; synaptic vesicle
Molecular function (GO): voltage-gated chloride channel activity
Source: RefSeq, a predicted model, not a curated record